Molecule: messenger RNA, 4247 nt
Organism: Mercenaria mercenaria
Lineage: Eukaryota; Metazoa; Mollusca; Bivalvia; Venerida; Veneridae
Product: tyrosine-protein kinase receptor torso-like
Exons: 22
Coding region: 581-3811 (1076 amino acids)
Biological process (GO): protein phosphorylation; positive regulation of kinase activity; cell surface receptor protein tyrosine kinase signaling pathway
Cellular component (GO): signaling receptor complex
Molecular function (GO): transmembrane receptor protein tyrosine kinase activity; ATP binding; protein binding
Source: RefSeq, a predicted model, not a curated record
AAGUCAUCUUUAAAUUACAUACAGUAGUUAAGCGGUGGUAAAGCAGAUGAAAAGUUUACUGUAAAGAUUGGCAACUAUUUCGCAAAUGAUCGAUGGGAUUUUAAAUGUAAUUAAUUAACAAAGGACGAUUGCGUGCACAUAUAUUAUGAGAAAGCUGUUAGGUAUGACAUAAAGUAAAAUAAAUUUUUCGUUAACUUGUCAGUGUUUAGGCGUAAGUGAUUGUUAAUAGGACUGUGUUAAAUAUGUCUUAUUUGUCUUCCAGGGCUACAGAACAAUACAAAGUAGUAUCGGAUAUAAAUUGAACUAUUCCUGUAAGAAUUUCCAAUGAUAUAACUCUGAGGAGGAACAACACGCCAUUUUUCAAGUGCAUCAAACUAAUAUUGUAUUGGAUCUGGGCCGAACGGAUGAAUUACUUCUGACCUCAGCGGAACUGAAUUACUUCCACUGCAUUAAACUGUGUUUAUAUUCGAUUAAGGAUUUGUGGUUGUAAUUAGAAGAACGCAGACUUUGUUUACUGUGCAUAUUGUGGUAAAUUUCAUUUAUUUGUGUUAAUAUUUAGUGAAAAAUCCUAAUAGUGAUUAUGGAUAUUAUGCGCCACGUGUAUGUUCUGCUUUUUAUUAUUGUGCAUGCAGGACACGUGCAUUGUGAUCAUGAAAACAUAACUACAGAUAUACCGGAUGAAACACUUAUCUAUGCCAGGUGUCUGGCCCGAUGCUACGAUCUGUAUGGACAAGCAACAGACAGAAGUGGGGAACAGUACGCUUCCAAAGUCUGUGACAGUCCGGCGUGUCUGCAGUGCUUACUGCCAUGUAACGUUUCAACAGUGAUGCUGGACAAGUGCGGAAACGAUCUUUGUGGAGAGGACGACCGGUGUCUAUCCAGCUGUGCCUUUUUACAGAAUGUUCAUGAAGAGUUCAAAUCACUCCAAGAUACGAAGCAAAGGGAUUCCUUGACUGAUUUAAAACCACCAGAAAUUGUUUGUAAAAAUGUACCAUAUGGUAGAAAUAACUGUCCAGACCCGAUUGCUACCAUGUACCUCAAGUUAAACGAUAGACCUGCGCUUGAUAAAACUGCACCAGUCUUUAUAAUAAGUGCACGUUACAUACACGAAUGGAAUGAGAUAAGUAACUGGACAAAAAUUGAAACAACCACCGAAACGUUUGUGAAGAUUAAAAACCUACGUUGUAGCACAGCAUAUCAGUUCAGGGUAACUGCCGUACUGUCCAACGGUAUGUACGGUCAGAGCAGACCGUCAGCGUGGAGUAAAACUCCCGGCUAUAAUUACACGCCUGAACCACCUAAAUCACUAACUGUUUCCGAACCAAGUCUUGUUAAUCUGAAACCUAGUGUGACGGUGACCUGGGACCCAGGAACAGAGACUCCAUGUUAUUACAAGAUAUUUUGGUUUGAUCAAACAGUGUAUAUGCAAGCCGAAAUUAAGGUACCUCGACAAUUCAGUUACCAGAUUGACAACCUAAAAUUUUCAAAAAACUAUACUAUCAGACUGUACAGUAUAGACGAUGCUUUCCAGCACACGAGCGAGGACAAACGAGUGUAUGCUAUAACCCCGGACUGCUUGGAAGCCACUGGAUACAACCAUUCAGUCUGCGCUCCCGAAAAACCUCACAAUCUGACGCUUGAUGUUCUAACUCCCUCUCACAAAGAUGUGAAUGUAAGAUACGUCAAUGUAACACUUUCAUGGGAAGCACCGACACAAACACAUAACGGAGAUGACGUACUACGUUACAUUUUAGUGUACCGGAAGGAACCCCCGUAUGAUGUAGCGAAACAUCUUGAACCUCAUAAAGCUGAAGUGUACUUAAACGGCUCGAAAACGUCCGUGACACUUGUUAACUUGCACAACCACAAUCUUUAUAGCUUCGAAUUAUCUGCAGUAACAACAGGGGGCAAGGGAGAUAGUGAGUUCAUCAAAGUCUAUAUCGAAACGGCUACAAAGAACAACUCGAAUUAUGGUCUUUAUACUCCAGAGGAAACUGGUACUGAAGAGCCAGGCAUCCCUCAGCAAACUGAACAAGAUUCUUCGAGCGGUCUGAGUGUAACGGAGAUUCUGUCUGUGGUACUGGUACCUGUAGUCCUGUUUGUCAUCCUCAUCUUUGCCAUUGGGUUUAUCAUCGCCAAGCGGAGAAGAAAGUACAAGAAAUAUCCUUCACAGAGACGGUUUGGUCCUGUUGAGGAAAUGAAUCCUAUAUAUGACGGAAUGGCUUUGAACAUUGAUAGUACAAAGGCAGCACAAUUUGCAAUGGAUGGCUAUGAGAUAGAUUACUCCUGCCUGGAUUUUAUCUCUGUCAUCGGGGAAGGAGCUUUUGGUAAGGUCGUCAAAGCAGAAUAUUACCCAAAUCCAAGUGACAGGGGAAAUCAGCAGGGCAAGAUUGUUGCUGUGAAAAUGCUUAGAGAUUUUUAUACCGGUGAUGAGUCCAGAAAUUUUCUGCUAGAGAUACAGGCUAUGAAGAAUCUAGGACAUUAUCCCUACAUUGUAAGCAUUAUUGGAUGUUGCCUAACAGGACCGAAAUUGUGCCUCAUUAUGGAUUACUGUGCCUUAGGGGACCUCAGAAACUAUCUCAGGAAAUACAGAGAAAAGCUGAUGUACUCUAUGUCCUCACCAUAUGGCCUGAUGACAAAAGCGCCGAACUGCUAUAUGCAAGACCAAAUGUUUCGGCCAGAGAAGCAGACCAGUGACGGUAGUGGAAAUUCAGAUCUGAGCGAAGCUGCUGACGUUUCAGAAGCACAGUUGCUUUCGUAUGCAAGACAGGUUACAAUGGGAAUGGAAUUUCUUGAACAGAGGAAGUUUGUUCACCGCGACCUAGCUGCAAGAAAUAUAUUACUGUAUGACCACCGGCAUGCAAAAAUCUCUGAUUUUGGUCUGACACGCGACGUGUAUGAAACCAAUGUAUAUCAACCCACAUCAGCCAGAAAAUUGCCUUAUAAAUGGAUGGCAAUUGAGUCUUUAUUUAGUCAAAGGUUUACUGUAAAGAGUGAUGUCUGGUCAUUUGGAAUCGUGUUGUGGGAGAUCGUUACCCUUGGUGGGUCUCCGUAUCCCAGCAUUCCUCUCAAAGACUUGUACGGACUACUCAACGAUGGUUACAGGAUGGAGAAGCCCGAAAAUUGUAGUACUAAAAUAUAUCAAAUCAUGCUAUCAUGCUGGCACCCCAAUCCGCAUAGCAGACCAACUUUUAGUCAGUUGAGGCAAGAAUUGGAGAAAUUGUUAGAAGAAACCAUGUCCUAUAUCGAUCUGUCGGUAGAAGUUAGUGAAGAUUAUUUCAAUGAGUCGACAAAUGAGUCAAAUGUUGUUGGAUAUCAAACGUCAGAUUCUAAAGAUACAGUGUUGGAGAUGGAUGCUGAUAAAAGUCCUGAGUUCACGGAAAACCAGAAACUUUUCGUAGAUAUACAUAAACAACCGAAAUCUAUUGAUACACUUCAUGAAAGUAAUGCUGGAAACGACAUGUCAGAGGAAAGGAUGCUAUACAAUGAUUCAGAUUAUCUAGAAAGCACGCUAAAUAGAACAUGUGAUUUUUGUGGCGAAGAAAGACCGCUUCUUAGUGGAAAUCAGCCAAACAAAAUUGUGGAUUGUAAAAAGUGCAUAUUGUGCUCUAAUGAUAAUAUGACAACGUCUGUUGAUUCAUUGAAAGGGAAGCCAUGCCAUUUGGUGAAGUCAGUUUUCCAAGACAGUUUACGAAGCUUGCUUGACAAUGUUGCUAAUGAAAGCACAUUUUCAAAACCCUCAUCAAAGAAGCUAUGUGUAAGUCUGACAGACAUAAAUGAUGACAAAGACAUACACUCGACAUCUUUGUAACGCUCAUAUAAUAAAUCAUUCCACGACAAAAAAUAAACAUAAUUUAUUUCUUAUAUUUUGGACAUUGCAUGAGCAUGCAAAUGAUUGACGGUCCGGACGAAAUGGCCCAUUGGAAAGUCAUUCAUAUUGUGUACCAAAAAUUAUUUUCUUUAUUUCCUUUCAGAUUACACAGAUAAACUCAAGAAUUCGUUAUUGCAUAUACAAUAAUACAACAUUCAGUAUUAACACAUCCAUAAAGACAGAAGUUCAUAAACAGCAGAGUAAUACAGGAUGUAGAUUAUUUUUAGAAUAGCCGUAGUAAUAAAAUAGGUUACCAUGAUUUACAGACAUCCAUAUAUGAGCCGUGCCAUGGGAAAACCAACAUAGUGGGUAUGCGACCAGCAUGGAUCCAGACCAGCCUGCGCAUUCGCGCAGUCUGGUCAGGAUCCAUGCUGUU